Colletotrichum spaethianum is the source of this 330-nucleotide messenger RNA. RefSeq lists its product as uncharacterized. The record is from RefSeq and is a predicted model, not a curated record. Lineage: Eukaryota; Fungi; Ascomycota; Sordariomycetes; Glomerellales; Glomerellaceae. The transcript has a single exon. Bases 1 to 330 code for a protein of 109 amino acids.
AUGACUCCCAUCGACACAGACUCCCUCUCGAAGUUGUACCAAUCUUACAAGGCGUCAACCAACUCUCUCUUGACAUGGCUCUGGUGUCAGUACCACCUUGAGGAACCGCAAGCCGCUGGAGGCCGCAAAUUCGAAUCCACCAGCGACAUUCUCAAGGCAGCCAAGGUUCUCCAGCAGGCCAAAUCGACUGUCCCGAGUUCCGUCAUUGGCAUUCUAAGGGAUGCCAUUACGAAGCGCAAAAACGUCUUCAGCAUCUACCAGAAGCUCGGUGCUGCUGAUCAUGGUCAUGAACCUUUUGUUCUCCGGUCCGUUUCAUCGACACAUGCCUAG